AUGCUGCCUUCGUUGCGGCGGAGCGUGCAGGCGGCCGUGCGGCCGGCGCGCGUGCGGUUUGCGCCGUCGCCGACGGGGUACUUGCACGUUGGUGGUCUGCGCACGGCACUGUUUAAUUACCUGCUUGCGCGGAGCACGGGGGGCGUGUUUGUCUUGCGCAUCGAAGACACCGACCAGACGCGCCUCGUGCCUGGCGCCGCCGACGCGCUGCAGCGCGCGCUCGACUGGACGGGCCUGUACUGCGAUGAAGGGCCGAGUCAGGGCGGCGCGUACGGGCCGUACGUGCAGUCGGAGCGCCUCGCCAUCUACCGCAGCUACGCCGAGCGCCUGGUGCGCACGGAAAAAGCCUACCGCGACUUUCGGCCGCCAGCCGCGCGCGACGUUGCGGCGCGCACGUCGGCGCUGCUGCGUGAGGCGUACCUGCCUCCAGGCGAGGACGAGGCGCAGGAGCGUAUGGCCAACGGCGAGUCGCACGUCGUCCGCCUCAGAAUGGACCCUUCGCGCACCUUUUCGUAUACAGACGGCGUCUAUGGCCCUAUGUCCUUCCGCCCCGAUGCAAUGGGCGGCGUGAGCGACGAUCCGAUCAUUAUGAAGAGCGACGGGUGGCCCACGUACCACCUCGCGAGCGUUGUCGACGAUACCGAGAUGGCCAUCACGCACGUCCUCCGCGGCGAGGAGUGGCUGCCGUCCAUGCCCAAGCACCUCGCGCUGUACGAGGCGAUCGAGGCGCCGCCGCCGACGUUUGUGCACCUGCCGCUGCUCAUCAAUGCGGACGGCAGCAAGCUCUCGAAGCGUUCGGGCGACGUGCGUGUCGAGGACUACGAAAAGCGCGGCUUUGAGCCAGAAGCGCUUGUGAACCUCGUCGCGCUCACCGGGUACAACCACCAAGGCGAGUCAGAGGAGUCGGACGUGAUGGGCCUCGCGCAGCUCGUGCGCCAGUUUGACCUUGGGCGCAUCUCGCACUCGCGCGCGACGCUGCCGACGGACAAGCUGCCGUUUCUGAACCGUCGGCACCUCGCCGCCAAGAUGCAGGAGCCUGCGCGGCACGACGAGAACCUCGCGCGCCUGCGCCCCCUCUUUGCCGAGAUCGGCGCAGGAGAGGCGAGUGCCGAUGCACUGCUGCAGGCUGCGCUGCUGGGCUGCCAGCGCGUGGACACGAUCGACGAGCUCCCCCAGAGCGUCGCUUACCUCUUUCGCGAGCCGCAGUGGGCCGACGAAGGCUGCCGGGCGUUCCGUGCGUCGGUGCCGACUGCAUCGUUUGACGCCGUGCUGCAUGGCGCCCAGGCGCUUUUUUCGGGUAUCAGUGUAUGGGACAAAACCACGCUGCAUGCCGCGCUGCAGCGCUGGAUGAAGGAGCAGGUCGCGGCCAAGCUUGGUGGCGGCCGUGCCGCCGUCCAGAAAAGCCUGCGCAUUGCGCUCAGUGGCCAAAAGGCCGGCCCGCCCGUCGCGGAUAUCGCGCACCUGCUCGGCAAAGAGCGUACGCUUGCGCGUCUCGUGGCUGCUGCCGCAUGGGACGCAGCGCACCGCUGA
Molecule: messenger RNA, 1530 nt
Organism: Malassezia japonica
Lineage: Eukaryota; Fungi; Basidiomycota; Malasseziomycetes; Malasseziales; Malasseziaceae
Gene: MSE1
Product: glutamate--tRNA ligase
Exons: 3
Coding region: 1-1530 (509 amino acids)
Biological process (GO): glutamyl-tRNA aminoacylation
Cellular component (GO): mitochondrion
Molecular function (GO): glutamate-tRNA ligase activity; tRNA binding; ATP binding
Source: RefSeq, a predicted model, not a curated record